Molecule: messenger RNA, 2907 nt
Organism: Harpia harpyja (harpy eagle)
Lineage: Eukaryota; Metazoa; Chordata; Aves; Accipitriformes; Accipitridae
Gene: APRT
Product: adenine phosphoribosyltransferase
Exons: 6
Coding region: 1021-1596 (191 amino acids)
Biological process (GO): adenine salvage; AMP salvage
Cellular component (GO): cytoplasm
Molecular function (GO): adenine binding; adenine phosphoribosyltransferase activity; AMP binding
Source: RefSeq, a predicted model, not a curated record
UAGGUUGGUAGCACGAUUCCCAUCUGAAAGGGAUAGGGGCUGAAAAACCCGCCAGCCCCUUCGCCAGCAGCGAGGAAUGCGUGCCAAAUCCAUUAGUUCUGGAUCGGACUCAAAAUCCCCUCCCGGCUCGGCCAAGCUGGCCGGAGGAGAGAAAGAGAGAGGGGGGUUGUGUCUUCUCCAAGGGCCUGAUCCAACCUGCUGCAGUGGGCAGGAGGGGCUGGGUUCGGCUCCAUGCAAACAAGGAUGCUGUGGAAGGGCAGAGCUGGUUCACCAUGCUUUCGCCUCUUUUAGGGGGGACAACGCUAGCUCGUUAUUCAGUACGGAUGCUUCGGUCCCGAGCCCAGGGAGCUGGCCAGGGAACUGCAUUCUUCUGCUGUUGAAAUAAGAUAUUUCAAAUUUGUUUUUUAAAAAAAAUGGGUCUAAAGUGCAUGCGUUUCUAAAGCCGAAAUUGAAACGAAAUGUUCCAGCAGAUUUGAAAGGAAAUUUUAGUUCUCAUUUCCCCUUGUGGGGCGUGUUGAAAUUUUGGGCAUUUUGUUCCACUUCACGCUGAAGUUUUAAACUCCUUAACGGAACAGAAACUUCCAUACUUGGCACAGCUCUUCUAAUUGCCUGCUUAAGCUGAUUAGAGUUAGCUCUCAAGCUUUUACACCCCCAGUUUCUAUGUUCACCGGCUAAUUACAUCUCUCGUAUGAGGAUCUCAAAGCACUUUUAAAUCACUGAUCACCUCUGUGUCCAAAAGAGAGGCAAAGCCAGUGUCCCCCUGCUACAGUACGGGCAGUAGUUCCUCUGCCAGGCACAGAACAGCCCUAAACCUCUCCGAGCUGCGAGCGGAUGUUGAGACACCUCCCCAGCGAUAUUCCAGAGCCGAAGUCCUUUGACAUCACAUUUGGAAAUUGGUCCUAGGAAAGUUCUUUUCAGAUGGAAAUUGCAGCAGGAGUCAGCACUGUUGUUUGAAAGAUUGAACAAUUACAGGGAAAGCUAAUUUACUUUGGAUGUUAAAAACCAGUCUGUACUGAACUGAUGGUGUUUGAGAGGCCUGAUCCUGCAUCAGAGGAGAGGAGAGAUCCCCCCAGCUGCUUCUUCACCCGGCUGCUGGAUGCAAAGGGACCGGUGGGAGCCCUCGGCAGCUCGUCCUGCGAUAUCAGCCCUUUGCUGAAGGAUCCUGCAGCUUUCAGGGCUUUGCUUGAUCUUCUGGAAGAUCAUUUGAGGGCGUCUUUCCCCCAAAUCGACUUUAUCGCAGGCCUGGACUCCCGUGGCUUCCUCAUAGGCCCCUCUCUGGCUCAGAGACUGGGGAUCGGCUUCGUGCUGGUACGGAAAAAGGGGAAGCUUCCCGGUCCGACCGAGUCUGUCUCCUACGACCUUGAGUAUGGCAAGGCUGAACUUGAAAUCCAGAGUGAUGCUGUGGAACCGGGACAAAAAGUAGUUAUUGUAGAUGACUUGCUUGCAACUGGAGGUACCAUGUGUGCAGCCUGUGAGCUGAUGAAGAGGCUGAAGGCUGAAGUCCUGGAGUGCCUGGUGGUCAUAGAGUUAAAAUUCCUGAAAGGGUCGGAAAAGCUCAAAUCCAUCCCUUUCUACUCUCUGCUGCAGUAUGACUGAGGAGGAGGAGGAGGAAGGAAAUGCACGCCCUGAGCUGUGCACAAGUUUGGGGCUUUAUUCAGUGACUCUUGUUGUCACAGGGGGGUGGGCAGGGGGGGGGAAUCUAAAAUUUUGAUCCUGGCCAGAUGCUAUACAAUCGUAAGUCCUAUUUAUUUUCCAAGCCACAGAUUAAGGUGUGUUGAGUGUAAGGAUGCUUUUUGGAGUUCAUCCUUUUGGGAAGAAAGAACAGCCUGAUUGGUUUGGCGGAUGGAGGCCAACAUGCAGCCUCACUGAGUAUUUUUCUUUUAGGAGACCAAAGUGAAAAUACUGCUGCUGAGGCAGGAGAGGUCUGAUAGCUUAGUGGGCCCAGCAUUCCCUUUCGGUUGAGCUGUGCCCAGUCAGCCUCCUAGGAACCCAUUAGAAGUUUGCCAAAGAAACAUGGAAGAUGGGCAAAAAGUGAUUACUCAUCUAAGGGAUAAAUCCCUCUGUAUUUGACCUCAGAGGAUGGUCUGGUUGCUCUCUGCUGUUGCUCAAACCGGAAUAGGUUGCUCUUACAUUAAGGUAGUGCUUGCUAAGGAGAAUUAAGUGCCUGCCCAGCCCUGUAUCCUGAAAUCAGGAGGCAGCCACUGCCAACGCAAUGGAGGUUGCUGGUCUAGAUGAGCUCGAGCACCAUGUCAGCUUGCAGCUUGGCUCGUGGUCUCCUUCCCUUGAGACUGCGAGAAGCCGAAGGUCUCUGUUGUAGGAAGCCGUCUGCCUUCCCUUGCUGCAGGGUAGUUCUUAGCAGCAAACUUUAGAAAACUGGGAGCAAUCUACAUCAGGAGAAGUAGCACACAGCUGGGCGACAGGCAGUGAGGAAGGGGGCCCGUGCACAUGCUCAGGGCUGUUUACCUGCCUUCUCUCCAGCAGCACUAGCACCUACCAAAGCCUGCAGUCCAGCCACAGCUGGCAGCUUUUGUUUAGCACAGAUUCCCCACUUACGUGGGGGAUCCCCUCUGCUGUAUUCUUCUUGGGGCAUCAGGAUGUUGAAAGGACAAUGCCAGUUUGGAGCCCAUUCUUCUUGGUAUGUUUGGUGUCAGAUAAGGCCACAAGAAAGAAAGAAAAGGUGUUAAGGCUUGCAGCCGAGCUCUGGCAGUCUCACUCAGGUUGUGUGAUGGAUGACGUGGGGUUUGGAGAUGCUCCCUAUAGCAUGGUUCAGUUUGGUCACAGGAGUAGCUAAAACCCAGUGUGCCAAAACUUUCACAUGCCUGCAAACAUUAGGGACUGUGUCCCUGGCAUAGCAGGGGCUAAACUCGCUGGUAAAAUAAAUGUUGACUUACUUUUAUUUUUUCUAAA